AUGGCUCGAACUAGAUCUCAACCAAUUUCUCCCGGUGGCUUCAAGUCCCUUGAGGACCUGCCUCGCAAACGCAGAACGACUAGAUCUACCGCCAAUACUGCGGAAACUGCGAAUGAGAUCACUGUUGCUUCUGCCAGCAGAGACAAUCAGACAACCCGGGUCACCAAAACGACUUCUCGCUCCGCUAAUAAACGCGGGUCCAAGAAAACGACUCGGUCAAAGGCGAAAAAGAACGAAUCGGUUAUCGAUGCCGAAAUUCCCGUUAACGAGCCAAGCUCUAGUAUCGCAGCCGAGCAAUCUACUACUCCAGCUAAAAGUGAGCAUAACAUUUCUUCUUCUCCAGUUGUUAACGUUUCGUCUUCGCAAAAGACCGGACCGGUUUCGCCAGCGAAUCAUUCUGGUGCAACAACCCUUGAACAUUUCGAUAAUCGUUUGGAUAAUCCUCCGCAUGACGGAAUUUUUGGCGUCCCAAGUGGAACUAUUGUCUCGCCACCCGGGGAACGUUCGGUUGCUCCUGCAGCUGAUAUUUUGAAUAAUCGACCUCAACUCCUUCCGUUUAAUGGUCGUGAUACCAAUUUCAACUUGAGUCCAAAGUUCUCUCAAGUCAAUUUUCCUCCUUUGACCAGCAAAGUUUACGAGUUCCUUAAACCUGCUGAUCGUGUUUUUCCUUCUUCUCCUUCUGUCAUCCAAACAAGUCCUGAACCGGACCCAUCGCUCCAAUUGACCUUCGAACUUCAACAGCAUGUUGUGGCUUCUAGUUCUGUCGAUUCGACUACUCAUUCCCCUAUUCCCGUCGAGAAGAAGAGAGUGCCAUUGCAGCCUACUUCGGGAAAUGGGCAAUCAAUUCGUCGGGAGUCGGGGAAAUCACCUCAGUUUUCUCCAAAGUCUUCACUAGUUACUGAUCAUACACCUGGAUCGAAACGUCCUCGAGCCAUUGAUCAGCCGACUCCGGUUGUUGUUACUACUGAAAGACCACCUCAACCCAUCCCUCAGUCAGCCCGCACCGUUGUCACUUCUAAAGGAUCUCCUCACCGCGUCCGUGAGCCAAGUCCGGUUGCCAUUGUUACUGAAAGGCCAGCUCAACCUGCCCCUCAGUCAACCUGCGUCGUUGCCACUACCGAACGAUUUGCUCAACCCGUCCGUGAGCUAAGCCUGGUCGUUAAUACCGUUCAAAGGCCAUCUCAGCCCAUUACUCAGCCACCACGCGUUGUUAUCCCUGCUGAGCGGUCAUCUCAACCUAUUCGUCGACAGAUGCCGUUUAUUCCAAGGCCACCUCCUUAUAUCCCACGCAGUUCUGAAGGUCCUCCCAGACCAGAUGCCCCAAACCCCCUUUUGCGUUACGCUCUUCUUGCAUGUGCUUCAGUGUAUCCCUCCCCUUUCGCAAGUUCCAUCCAACAUGAACCUGCACCGCAAUCCUUUUCGCCCAGUUUAAAUAGUGACAGAAUUCAGGCAGCAGACAUCAAUGCUUCGCCGUCUGUUUCAUUUUCAAAUUCAGCUGUUCCUUCUCCCGCCCAGGAAGUCGCGAAUGCUCCUGCCGCAUAUCGCACAAACUCAGCUGCUUCUGCCGGAUCUGCGUCAAACUCAGCCGUAUCUGAGCAUCAGGAGCCCACAAAGGCUACGGUCGCCACUGGAAUACAAACCACAAGUAUUCCUGCUCCUUCAAAUUCAUUUUGCAGCCCAAUGGAACUUGAUAGCCCGCCAAGACAAUCCAUGGCUACUCAAACGUCCCCAGUUAGGGAAACCGGUCCAACUUGUCCUUGUUGUUCUGCUAUUUUACGUUGCCCUAAUGGUCAUAUUGUUUGGUCUCAAGCUGAAAGUAUUCAGCCUAUGCGAAAUCUGCCGCUAACUCGACCAACUCCAGUCACUCCGACCGAUCGCAAAAGACCGAGAACCGAAGAUCCAUCCGAAGGAGAUAUAGAUCUGCCUUCUGCUAAACGUCGUGACAUCCGAGCUAUCACUCUUGCUCAGCAUAAAAAUCGUCAAGCCGUUCCUUACGGCCAACGCCGCUCUCAAAAGCUAGCUCAGAAGAAGACACCAUUGUUUCUCUUUCGCCAACUGGCUGACGAAGACCAAUCGCCGCAAUCGCCGGAAUCACCAGAACCACCACAUCCUGUGAUUAAAAUCCUCCGGCAUCCGUCAAGUAUCGCUAAGAGCAAUAAGGCUGGCUCAUCAACCGAUACGUCGCAAACUCCAUCAACCCCUUCAAGACCUUGGGGUAUUCGAGGCCUGCUCAGUUCUGUCCCACGCUCGAUUAAUAAACUUUUAAGGACAUCUUUUGGAGAACCAGCUGGAGUCACAGACUCGACGAUUCCGGUUACUACCCCAUCUGCUGAACCCACCCAGUCUACUCCUAUCUUGGCGACAUCAGAGCCCGAAGUCGAGCAUGAAGUCGAGCCUGCCGUUUCGAGCAUUGUUUCCAUUGAUCCUGACACCCUCCCCACCGAACCGUCAAAAGUUAGUGACGAGCAACCCGAAGCAAGCCCCCCUGAACCGAAAAACACGCCUAGCGAGCUGACGUAUUCUCUCUUCCCCAAACCACUUGAUCGCUCCUUGUUUUUCGGUCUCAAAAAGGAUGGCGUAACGUCCAGUGAAAACUCCCAAAAUUCCGAUUCUCUUGCGGCCGCCGAAAUCGUUGAUAAAGUCAAAGCAACUCCAGUUUCCAAGCCCAAAAAGAGAAAGCGGUCUCCUUCACCAGACGUCAUCCCAAACCCCCCGGGUGUAAGCUAUGGCAUGGAUAUGCGAUAUUUCGGCUAUAGCUCAGAAAGUGAAGAAGAGGAAGAGGAACUUCCUCGACCCAAGUCCCCCAAGCUGCAACCACUCUCCGCCAAAGGUAUACUCCGAGAACGGAAGCGUGUCCGAUUUGACGUGAGCCCCCAAGACACUCCGUCGAAGCUUCGGCUUCAACAGAGUUGGGCCACUGCCGGGCCAUCGACACCUUCCCGCGUGGCAAGUACUCGGAGCAACCUGGCAAACGAGGUUGGAUUCGCGGAACAGACCGUUCCCUCGUCUGGCAUCAAGCCAACGAGCAUAGGUUCCGCAAAUAUUCCUUCCUCCCCGGAGAGCCCUCGCGCGCCCUCCCCUCCUAUCACCAACGUCACUGGGACGUACAAGUUGGACUACGACUUGUACUUCAGUGACGAGGAUGACGAGGGAGAGGGCGCACCUUCCCCAAAGGUAGAAGUGUCGUCAGACACUUCUGUGCUUCGUUGGCCAGUGGCCAACCCCUUCACCCCCGUUUCUAGCGGGGGGGUUCGGGGAGUCACGGGCGGGAAGUUUGGUCGUGAAUUCGGCCAGUUGCGGGGUGGACUCGUCGUCUAA
This is a messenger RNA of Uncinocarpus reesii 1704, 3318 nucleotides long. RefSeq lists its product as uncharacterized. The coding region runs from base 1 to 3318 and encodes 1105 amino acids. The record is from RefSeq and is a predicted model, not a curated record. The transcript has a single exon. NCBI's taxonomy places the organism in Eukaryota, Fungi, Ascomycota, Eurotiomycetes, Onygenales, Onygenaceae.